This is a messenger RNA of Closterium sp. NIES-67, 6075 nucleotides long. NCBI's taxonomy places the organism in Eukaryota, Viridiplantae, Streptophyta, Zygnematophyceae, Desmidiales, Closteriaceae. The record is from the annotation of a GenBank genome assembly.
GCAGCAAGCUAAUCAGCAGGAGUUUCUGGCCUGAAGCAGGUAGAGCAGCAAGGUCUUACACAGUAUCAGCAUCCCCUUUCCCCAAAGAGUCUGUCUGGGAAGCUCUCCGUCGCACCACCACUCUGAUCCAUCUGUGGCUGAAGGAUAGCAUGGCGACCAUUGCCGCUGGAUAAAUCGCCUGAUCCUCCUUCUCAUCCCAUUGUAAAAACCAAACCUUAGUUUUCUCAGUUAACGAAGUUCGCCACGAACCAUUGAUAUCCGUGAGCUAAGAACCACCAGUAGCCGUGUGGUAAGAACCAUUCCUAGCCGUGUGCUACGGCGCGGCUCAUCGUAACCGGUGAGCGGCGUCGGCGUGGAAUGACGACGGGGGGCUUCUCUGCCAGCAGCAGCUCGACCCCCCUUAUCAGUAGCGGCCGGCCAGUGCCGCUCCGCCGCCAAUCGCGGCGCUCCGUCUCGCCGUCUCCGUUCCGCCUUAGCGCGCCUGCGGGAGCGCAGCACCCGUCGAAAUGGCGGAAACCGCUGUAAAUGAUCGGCCUGCUGCUGCUGCUGCUGCCGCUGCCUCCGCGCCGGGUGCGCCGGGGGGAGCAGGAGCAGCGCACGCAGCCGCUCACGAUGACCAAUCGCAAGGCGGCUCUUUAAAGCCGUGCAUUCUUUCGAAGCUCCAGCAGAGCGCGCCGAGCUCACCGUCUCUCUCGUCUCCCACGACUCUCCCCGCCCUCAAGCCCCAUGUCCCUCCCUUCUCACCAACCCCCUCUUCCUCCUCCCCGCAAGUCCUCUCCUCUUCCCUCUCUUCCUCCGGCUCCUCCCCCCUCACCACCUCCCGCGACUCUUUCACCGCAACGCCGGGCAACUGCGCGCAGCUCGCCUCGUUCCGCGGCCGCUCCCCCUCCCCCACGCCCCCCGACCCCUCGCGCAUCUGCCUCAACCCCAAUGCCGCCGCGUUCGUUCCGUGUUUCUCCGGCGCUGGCGGCAACGGCGGCAACGGCGGAAGCGACGGAAACGGCGGAAACGGCGCAGCGGGUUCUGACGGGGGGAGCGGCGGAAACGGGGAAGGCAGAGGCGGAGACGGGGGAGCGGAUGGUGUCCCCACAGGGGGAAGGAUGUAUGCGGAUGGGAAGGAGCAGGGGGAUGGUUCCGCGGGUGAUGGAAUGUCAGCAGAAGACGUUGAGUACGGCGGCUCCUCGCUAGAUAGGAUCCCCUCCAACACCUCGGUAUCAUCUGACGACGAGUAUCGUCGUUACGUUCGGGACCAGCUCCCGGACGAGUUGAUCAGCUUCGACGACCAGGACGCGCCGAGCCUUAACGGCAGCCUCCUCCCGCCGGACCUGGACGGGCUAGGCUUGGCAGACUCCGAACCUGGCGGAGGCCGCGCCGGACCUCGUCCCGCCGCCGACGGCGGCGCUGGCGGGGAGUUUGUGAUCCAUAGUAAAGUGGGCAUGCGGGGAAGCGGGGAGGGGCGGGGAUGGAAUCCGGACGCGCGGAGCUACUUGGGGGAGCUUCCCCCCGACCAUCCCUUGCACCUUGCCUCCCCGCAUCAGCACCAUCUCCCCCCGCACCUGCGCCAAGGCCCCGGAAGCGCUUCCGCCAGUCCCAUGGCGCACGCGCGGCAUUCUCUAGGCGGGCCUUCCGCCUUCCCUGGCUCUAAUUUCGAGCAAGAAUUUGGGGGCGGCUCCCCCGCGUCGUUUCCGCGGAACCCCCCGCUGCCCAGCGCCGCUGCGGCCGCUCUUCUUGCGCGGCUGGAACUGGGUGGGGGCGGAGGCGGCGGAGCAGGCGGAGGACUGCAUUCGCCCAACGCGCAGCAGCUUGCGGAGCAUCUAGACGGCCAUGGGCCUGGCGGGGGGGGACUUCCGCCCGGCGCAGGUUACCCCUUCGAUAACUACCCUCCCCCGCAUUUCGAGCACUUAGGGGGGGGCAACCAUCCGCGUCCGCCCAACUCCCUCCCCGCUUCCCCCGCCCCCUCUGGUGCGCACCGCUUCAGCCCCGCUCUCCGCGGCAGUCCGCUUCAUUUUUCCACCCCCCGCCACGGCCCCCCCCCUCCCCCGCAUCACAUGCUUCCGCCGUCACAGCUGCUGGGCGGAAGAGGCGGAGUAGGGGAACGGGGUCGCGGACACCCGCCAGGAAUUACGGAAUCGCCAAGACGGGGGCAUUUUGGACCGCCGUUAGAUGGACCUGGGAGAAUGGACGGUCGGAUGGAUGGCAGGAUGGACGGCAGGAUGGAUGGCAGGAUGGAUGGCAGGAUGGAUGGCAGGAUGGAUGGCAGGAUGGAUGGCAGGAUGGACGGCAGGGGAGACGGGCCACCCAUGGCCCCCCCUGGAAGCCCGAUGCCCGGGCCUGGCGGACCUUCUCCCCCCAACGCGCUUUUUCAAGGGCCCGCGGGAAGAGGCGGGCGCGGAGGCGGACCAUUAGGCCCCGGGGGAAUGGGCGGACCUGGCGGGCCUGGCGGAAGGUUUGCGCCUGGUCCGCCGUUCAGCCCGGAAGUAGGCCCGCGCUUGGGCUCUCCGCCGCCCCCCCACAUGAACCCCGCCAGAGGCGGGGGGGGCGGAGGCGGAGGCGGAGGGGGGAAUAUGGGCCCCCCAGGCCUCUCUAACAGCUUCUCCCCCUCUAGGUCCCCGCACCCGCGGUACUCCAGGCCUGGACCGAGGCGGGGAGGGGGAGAGGAGCCGGCAUCGCCUCUUAAUCAGGGUAUAGGGAGUCUAGACCACCGUAGCCCCAUGGGCAUGGGCAGGGGGGGAGGCCACUUGCGCCAUCCGCAGCAGAACCGGCGGAGCAGCCUGGACCAGCGCAGCCCCAUGCACCCUCUGCGGGACCCGCACCAGCUGGGGAGGAGAGCGGGGCCGGGGGGAAGGGGAGGAGGCGGAGGAGGACCAGGUGGGGGAGGCGGAGGGGGAGGAAAUGGGGAGGGCGGCGGCGGAGGGAUGCCCCCAGGAGGGGGCGACACAGGGGUGCAUUUUCCGCCGCCGUUUGAACUGCCCCCAGGGCCUGCGCGGAUAAUGGAUAGAAGGUUCCGUGGACCUUCCGCUGGGUGGAAUCCUGGUCCGCUAGACGAGCUAGACGAGGGGCUUCCCGGCGGGGGGGGACCAGGCGCAGAGUACAAUGGGGGUUAUCCCCUUCAUGACCCCCCGCCCCCGCCUCCCCAUGGCCUUCCCCCGCACGAGCUGGGAGGAUUUUACCUGGACGAGGGGAUGCCGCCGCCCCCAGGAAUGCCUCCCCCGCCGCCCCCCCACCAUCUCCCCCUGCACCAUACCCGCCCGCAUCCCCCGCCCCCUCCGCACGGGCACGCGCCUUCGCCUGGUGGGCAUCCGCGCGGGGGUCCCCCGCCCCCGCACCACGCGCUGGAGGAUCCGAUCCAGGUGCUGGCGGCGGAAUUCCCGGACUUUUCGAUGCAGAGCCUGGCGGACGCAUUCUUUGCGCAUGGGGCGGAUCUAGGCGCGACCCUCGAGGCGCUGUGGCAGCUCCAGCAAUACCAGGAAGACGGAGACCCCUCUCUGCAGUCCGGCCCGGCUCGCUCCUCCCAGCGCUCCCCCCCCCUCGGCUCCCUCUCCAACUUCGCCUCGCCCCCUCCUCCACAUCACCACUCUUCUGCUGCUGCUGCCGCUGCUGGUGGUGGUAGGGGGAGCUCCACUGCCCAUUCCUCCUCCACCUCCCAACUUAAUCGUUUUGGUACUCAAUUAGGGAACUCCCACGGGGGUCCCGGUGGGGCGGAUUCUGCUCCUGGUGAUGGAGGUCCGGACGGUGGUCUGGAUCCGAGCCUGCUCUCCCGCUCCAUGCCGAACCUGAAGCCGUUUGGCUCGGCCGGGCCUGGAGCCCCGGGCUUUGAUGAGAUGCAGUGGUGGGGUCGGCAGCAGCAGGGGGAGCAGGCCGGGGAGAAGCAGGGGUUUCCAGGAGAGAACGACGCAUAUGCUACCAUGUAUGGCGCUCCUACUGGCGCCGGUGCUCGCGCUGCUGGUGCUGGGGCUGGUGCUGAGGGUGCGGGUUCCUUGUGGGAAAUGAGUCCGUUCAAGCAGGGAGGUUUCGAGGGCAAGCGAGGGGAAUCUGAGGAAAAGCAGCAGCAGCAGCAGCAGCAGCAGCAGCGGCGGCAGCAACAGCAGCUGACACAGUCGUUUCGUGGGGAGGAGAUGUUCCAGUUCGAGAGAGCAGGUCUUGACAUGCCGGAUUUAAAGGACUCCGCCCACCCUCUCGCCCAUACCCUCCCUGCCUCCCAGCCAUGCGACAAGUGGGCGCCUGACUCCAUGCCACCACCACCAUCGGCUCUCAAUCCUAGGAGGAGCCUGGAUGUUGACGCGCUCGCCUAUGGCUUCAGGGGAAUGCCCUCGGCCUCCCUUCCUUCUGGCACCACCGAUUCUGCCAGCUUUGGCAACAGCAGCAGCUUCGGCACCAUCAGCAGCAGCGAGUUUAACAGCAGCAACAGCAGCCUUAGCCUCAGCCUUAGCAACGGCAACAGCAACGGCACCGAUUUCAACAGCAGCUUGAGUAUCAGCGUGAGCAUGAGCAACGCUGGCAGCAGUGGCGGGGCUGGCAGCAACAGCAACAGCAGCAGCAGCAGCAGCAGCAGCGCUGCUCGCAUGCUGAGCUUUGAGACGGCUGAUGAGAGGCUGCAACCUGCCCCUCCUUCCUCGUCUGUGUUCAACGAUCCUGCGAGGGUGCUGGAGCUGAGAGGCAUGCACGUGUCAGAUGCUGUGUGCCUGCUGCAGCAGGAGGUCACUGCCCUCCGCUUUGCUGCCCAGCGCACCAAGUCACGGCAGCAGCUCUAUGUGCGUGUCGGCUCUGGUCUGUACACCAGCGACCGCGCCCUGCAGCACAUGCCAGCGGUGGUCGAGCAGUAUCUGGUGGACCAGGAGGGGCUGCACGUGCUGGAGCCUCAGCCAGGGCUGCUACGAGUGUUCAUCCCAUCUGUCCCAUAGGCUGUAGCCCGCUGCCACAUGCACGUGGCACUCCUUGGUGGGUGGAUUACCAUGGGAGCAUGGUUCACUCCCUGGGGAUGUGCAUGCAUGUGUGCAUGUGAGGUGAGCGUCCUCAGCAGCAACGAGGCAUCAUGCUUGCUCUGCUAACUUCUAACUCCCAUGACUCCGUAUCACAACUUCCAAUCACUGUCACCACCACUGCCAAUGCUACCCGCUGCUGAUGACCACCGCACACACAAGCAUGCAUGCAUACAAGCACACGGGCAUAUGCUCAUGCAUGCUUCUGCAUACUAGCACAUGUGCACACGUGGCAUAUUACAUGGCAGCAGCAGUCCAGGUCAUUGGUACCGCCAACCAACCAAUCACAGCCUGACACGUGGACAGCGCAACUGCUGCCCCAGCUAACACCUACCCGACGUUCCGAGCCAACUCGGAAUGUUCCCUGCUGCUUCAACCUACCAACCUAAUCCCUACCUCCUAACUUAGAGAGCAAGCCAUAUCAUGCCAAGCUGCUGCUGAAGAUGCGACUCGGAUAAUGGGAUGGGGAUCCUGCCUCCAACUUCCAGCUUCCAACUUUUUUUGGUGGCAGUCUGGCCAAGAGAGCAACACUGUAAUGGUAACGGUACGAUCAGCGCUGUUACUGGUACCAGUGCUGGCAGUGCUGAUACUGGUACUGGUGCCUGUGCUAAGCAAGCUGCUUUGUGUGAGGCGCUGACCAUACGCCUCAGAGCAAUGCGGCUGCUAACACCUGAUGCAGCGAAUCUAGACGUAAUGCAACACCAACAGCAGCAGCAACAGCGGCAGUAGCAGCAGCCUAGCAGCAGCAGCAGUAGCUGCAGCGACAAUAGCUGCAGCUGCAGCAGCAGUGGCAGCAGCAGAAGCAGCAGCCGCCUAGUCUUCUUUCUGAGGUGCUCACUGCAGUUUGGAUUUGGUUCAUUGCAUUCCUGCUUGGCUUGUGAGUUUUCUAUGCUAUGCUUCUUUGCUUUUAUAGACAGCUCAGGUCUAGUGUUGCUUUAUCGGCAACCGUAGCUCUAAGACUGUUCUGCUUGCUUUUUAACGAUGCGUGGUGGAUAUCUAGUGUAGACUGGGUACUUGUACUAUGGUAGGUUAUGAGUGUUGCUGUAUCUUGUAGCAGUCAUCAUUCUAGUUUGAAUUUGUUGUGAGUCGGAUGACU